UCACGAGUGGAAUGACAGCAUCAGCAGCAGCAGCAACAACAACAGCAGCAGCGGCAAUAAGCUGAGUGAGGGAGAGAGAGAUAGAGAGAGAGGGGGGGGAGGAGGAAGAGAGAGCACGGACAUCCAGUCGCAUCCCCAUCCACGCUCAGCAGCAGCAUCUUCUUCUUUGUGUCUCUCUGGCGCGCUUCCAUUCCUUGCCAUGAGACGCUCUCGCCCGGCUCCCGAACCGGGGCCGCCACCUUCCUCUUCCUCCUCCUCUUCCUCCCGUAGGAGCUGAGCUGGGACGGCAGGAGACACGAGGCGAGAGUCACGGAGGAAGUCGUCUCGGCGCAGCUGAAAUGACAGCGCCCGGAUCCAGGGCGAGCCAUGGCGGCACGAGUUCCCCGGCCCACGGCUUCGCUCCCUGCGCCUGAGCCGGAUCUCUCCUCAUCCUCUGCGUCUUCCAGCUCGUCCACCUCGUCCACCACCUCGUCGUCGUCGUCCUCUUCGUCGUCGUCGUCGUCGCUGGCCUCCAUGCUGCUCGCCAUCGCCCGGGAGAGGCAGAGGCUGGGCUGCGGGCAGGGUGAAGAUGGUCCGGAGCCGAGUGGUGGGUUCCUGGCCGAUGACCGCAUCGUCUUCUGGACGCAGAUGUUCUCCAACUACUUCAUGGAGACGGCGGAGCAGGCCCAGGACGACCUGCUGUUCUACGUGCGAAGGAAGCGAUCGUGUGGCGAAACCCUUGCUCCCAACAGUAUCCAGGUGGAGGUGUACAGGAGGGACUCCCGAAGGCUGCCGGGUCUGGGAGAUCCGGACAUCGAUUGGGAAGAAACUGUUUACUUAAACCUCAUCCUCCAGCGGUUCGAGUACCUGGUCACAUGCGCCGUCUGCACCCGACCGGACGGCGGAGACAUUCACAUCCACCACAAAAAGUCCCAGCGAGUUUUUGCCUCGCCAAGCAAGCACAGGAUGGACAGCAAGGGCGAGCAAUCGGAGAUGAGCUACCCCAACAUAUUCUUCAUGAUCGAUAACUUUGAUGAGGUUUUCGGGGACAUGACGCUGGAGGAGGGGGAGAUGGUUUGCGUGGAGCUGGUGGCCAGCGACAAGCACAGCAGUUUCCAGCGGGUCAUCUUCCAGGGCUCCAUCCGUUACGAGGCGCUGCGCAAAGUCUACGACAACCGCGUGAGCAUGGCUGCCAAGAUGGCGCAGAAGAUGUCGUUCGGCUUCUACAAGUACAGCAGCGUGGAGUUUGUGCGGAUGAAGGGGCCGCAAGGCAAAGGUCACGCAGAGAUGGCCGUGAGCCGCGUGGAGCUGGAGUCUCCCGGGGAUGACGUCGAUGGUGAGAAUGACGAGGAAGACGAUGACGAGGACGACGAUGAUGAGGACCGGGGGAGAGGAGGAGGAGGCGGUGGCGGCGGUAGACGUCACCGAGGAGGUCUGGGGGGCGUCUCCACCAGCUGUUUCCGAGCGCACGCUGAACGGGUGGCGUCCGUUAGCCAGCCCCCGACACCCGAGCGGCCGCGUCCCACCUUCUACUCGCCGUCACUGCGGAGGAAGCGCCCCGCCGAGCAGAAGGAGCUGAAGAAGUCGCACUCGGCCAACGACAGCGAGGAUUUCUUCAAGCGCUACGAGGGCUCCGACACGGAGGAGUAUCCGGAUGGGAAGAGCGGCACGAACCUGCGCUCGCGCUCGCUGUCGGGCACGAGCCGCUCGCUCGUAGGCUCCUGGCUGCGGCUGGACCAGCCGGAGGAGAGCUACAUGCUGUACGCACACCUCACCUACGUCAUGCUGCCCUGGCACCACAUCAUCGCAGACAUCCUGGAGGUGAGACAAAAGGCUAUUCUCAUGGUGUAAACAAAAAAAAAGCCGGAUCUUUUGGACCAGCCCAAAAGAUGGGAUCGAGAAGAUAUGAAGGGAAACUUAAGACAUUGGGUUGAGCCAGCCUCCUACAGACCCAAGUGCCUCCUCCACUGUGCUGGCUUACACACUCGGCCACCGACAAUGCACUGGCAAGCGGACAGCUGCUUCUGGGCAUCGCCUCGAUGGUGCAGGGACCCACUGUGCAGCCAAGGAGUGGCUGCCUUUCUAUUGCAUAAACCCUCGCUCUUUCCGCAAGAACUACUGGGAAGCUUUGGAUAAAACUCUUUUUAGAACCAACACACACAAAAAAAAACAUUUGCUAUUAAAAGUAGAAAAUUUGUGACACCUUUUUUUAAGCAGUGGUCACAAUUGUUCUUGCAGGGUUACGUUUGUGAUCAUUAUACAGUAGUUGGAUGACGGUGAGCAAACGGCUGACGCAUUCAUACAAAUGACAAGAUUAAUGUGAAGAACAGCAACUUUGAAUAUGUUGAAGAUGUUUCUUAAAAAUGUUUUUUGCUGCUGCAUCAGUGGUUUUUUUUUUGAGUUACAUAAUUAGAAGAAAAAUAGGCUUCAUCAGCAUUAGGGGCCAUCCAUUUAUUACAUAAGCAAAAAUCUGUCAAAAUGUUACCCCCCCUCCCUGUACUUACAGGUACUUUUUAUACCCCCCCACUUGCAUACGUAUGCCUGACGCACCCCCCUCCCCCCAAUCCUAAAACGGCCAAUAUUUAAUCCACGCAGAAACGAUCAAGGAUUAAUAAUAUUAACGUGUUUAAGCAAACAGAUAGUCCACACCGCCGGACUUUUUAACUAAUUUGAAGGUCAAUGUAGCCAAAUUAUUAUCGAGGCUUCACCUGCCCCCCCCCCCCCCCCCCAUUUCCUAUGCGUACGCACAUUUUCAGUAGACCCCUCCCCCCUCCAUGUGUACGUACUAAAUGGAUGGCCCCUUACCGGUCUAAUAUUUCUGCCCUGGAUCUAUCAUUGCAUUCUGACGGGACCAUUUUUUUGUGGUAGUAACUUCAAAGGUAGUUGACUCAUCACAAUACUGAAGCCGCAUGCACAACUGCACAUGCCUCAAAAUGAUGCAAGUGAAAUGUUCCCAAUUUAAAAUAAAUUCCGUAAAACUUAGCACAUGCUGGAAAGCGGCUAAAAUUGUUACAUUUUACAGUCCUUGGUUGAUUCAUUUUUGUAAUGAAAAGGUUGUUUGGUUUUUUGUGUCGACGCUACGUAUUGACAAUAUACUAUAGGAAUUGUCUUAAAACACGUAAUUUAUUUGAAAGGGGAUAGGUGCUACCUGAUCUUUCUAAUCACCAGCCUCGAAAAUUCUAUUAAAUUAUAUAAAGUUUUUUUUGUGAAAUGUACCGUUAAUUUGUUUUACAUCCCACGAGGUAAAACGGAUACCGCUGGUGUAAAGAUAAACAGCCAUCGUAGAUGUAAUAAGCAUUAGAGGGAGGAUGCAGAAUUUUAUUGCAAAGCAAUUCCAUUGUUGUAUUUGCAGUAGCUCUAUUGCCAAUCAUCUCCAUGCUUCAUACCGCGUACAGCAUGCCGAUCGGGACCAACGCAUCGACUUUGUGUGGCGCAAGACUUGACUUCUCACAAGGCAAUAUUCAUCACUCGACAACACAGGCCUCCUAUCCUCACGUCGCUGCUCAUUACUCGUAAAGGAGAAAAUCUCACGUUGGCAGUGUAAUGCACCUUUAUUAGCAAAACAUGCACAUGCUGUUAAUAGAAAAUAACCGUGGUAAUUUUUACGUUUGCACAAUGGUAGCUUCCGUUCACAAAGCAAACUCGCAAUGUGGCUGUAUUUAUCGAACAUUUUUGGUUACGGACACAAGCACCAUUCUCUUCAUGUAGACAGCCAGAGCCAUCACAUGUGAAGCAAGCAUUUGGAAAACAAAUCGACAUGCUGUUCACCUUUGUCAUUUCAAAAUGUUGGCAACUUGUCAGUGGGGAAAUGCUUCUAAUGGGAAGGCUGGGAAAGAUGCUGUGAAUGGCUUAAAUCACCGAACUCAAGUACCGUUCAUUACAGUUACACUUAAUUCAUCAACGUGCCCUCAGCUGCUAGUAGAUUGUCAUUUCCUGAAAACAUUUGAGGCCGGUUAUAAACAAUGUAGUGACAGCUUUAUCGCCGCCGUAAGCACUGAUCAUGUUUUCAUUGUAGUUGUAAGAAUAAUAAAUGAUCUCGCUAGCAAGAAUUUACAGCCUCAACGUGGGUGCUUUUCACUGUUACAUUUUGAGAACCGGAUGAGGUUUGUUUUGCAUGUGCAGCACGAUGUAGUAUUCAAAUAAUGCAGGAUUUGUAUUCAGUGUAUGCAACGCGUCACGUGCAUGCAAAAAGGUAGUCACUGCUGCCUUCUACUGGACGACCAUUUUAAUGCAAAGACGUUUGCCAUGUAAACUUUUUGUACAUUUCAUAAGCGAAUCUUACAAAGCGUUCAUCACAGCCACCAGGGCCUACUUUAGUUGUUUACCAUUGUGCAUGCCAAUAGUCGAAAAAAUGUAAGCAAUUUUUUUAUCAUUAUGUAGUUACUCAACAUUAUCCGUGCAAAUAUGUUCAACAUUGAAGGCUGCCGAGUGUAAAACUUACAAGUAAAAUGAUGCUUUUACAUGGAUGUAUCCCCAUGUGUACACAACACAGAAUUGCCAAAUGCAAAUAAGAGGUUUGUUUUCAAUUUUAAUGAAUUUUAAACCAAAAUAUAUUUUUCUCCAUUUGCAAAACUUAACAGUCCUUAACAGGGCUCACGGUCACUUGCAAACUCAAACCAGAGGAUCGAUUCAUUUCAUUCACUAUGCCUUCUUAUGCAUUGUUGGCUCAGCAGUGUCAUAAGCUCCUAACAAUGCGAAUAAAUAUAAUUCGGUGAAAAAUUCAAAUUUACA
Molecule: messenger RNA, 4710 nt
Organism: Lethenteron reissneri (Far Eastern brook lamprey)
Lineage: Eukaryota; Metazoa; Chordata; Hyperoartia; Petromyzontiformes; Petromyzontidae
Product: KIAA0930 ortholog
Source: RefSeq, a predicted model, not a curated record